UUUCUAUUCCAAGAAUAGAAGGGUCAGGAUGUGUUCUUUAAUCAUUGUCCGAGAAAAUAGUGACGACGUUCCGACGUUUCGAAUUUGUCCUAAUCGAACGACUUUCGAUCACGGUCUUCUAUCUAUCUCUUUCUCUUUCUCUUUCUCUUUCUCUUUCUCUUCUUCUUUCUCCUUUUCUUUCCUUAUAUCACUACCCUAGGAAAAUCACCCUACAAACAAGCAAGUACUAACGGAGAUUUAUAGAGACUCUUUUGUCUUCUUCACGAGUCCUCUUCUCGUCCUUGCCAUUUUCAAAGAGAUGUCACGUCGCAGGCAGGACCAGUAGGAACGUAAAACAAAUUUAUCGAAGAAGAAGAAGAAGAAGAAGAAGAAGAAGAAGAAAAAGAAGAAAAGGAAGAAGAAAAAGAAAAAGAAGAAGCAAAAACAGGUCGGUGGCAUGUUGGAACUCUUUUCCCCUAUCAAGUGUCUUCUUCAGGAGGAACGAAUUCGGAUCGACAACGUUGUGUUCAGGUUACAUUCACGCGCAACGGUUCUCCUAUUUCUCGUCUGUGCUACGCUCGUAACCGCUAAACAGUUCAUAGGCGAACCAAUUAGCUGCAUCUCCGAUCACAGCAUAGACAGAACGACGUUAAACGCAUACUGCUGGAUAUAUAGUACCUUCACAGUGGCACGUCACUUAAAGGGAAUACCAGGUCGAACUGUGGCAAGUCCAGGAAUAGGAAAUGCAUCUCAGGACGACGAAUUAUACUAUCAUCGUUAUUACCAGUGGGUUUGCUUUAUUCUCGGCUUACAAGCGAUUCUCUUUUACGUGCCGCGAGCGUUAUGGGGAAUAUGGGAAAGGGAUACCGUCGCUUUGCUCGCGAGGGACCUUUCCACUUCGUUUCUGGAUCGAGAUGCUUGGACCGAGAAUAGAAAGCGUCAACUAGUCGACUAUUUUAUUGAAGGUGAUCUUCGAAUGACGCACAAUUUCUACGCUCUUCGUUAUUUCCUCUGCGAAGUUUUUAAUUUUCUCAAUACGAUAGGACAAUUAUAUCUAUUGGAUCUAUUCUUCGAGGGUGAAUUUAGACAUUACGGAGUCGCAGUUCUAGCAUUUUCCAAGGAAAAACAAUACUCCGAUAAGAUAGAUCCGAUGACCCGACUCUUUCCCAAGGUCACCAAGUGCACGAUGCACACCUUCGGCUCGGCCGGCUCGACCCAAAUUCACGACGCUCUUUGCGUUCUCUCGUUGAACGUGAUGAACGAAAAGGUCUUCUUCUUUAUUUGGUUCUGGCUGAUAUUUCUAACGAUUCUCGGCUUUUUUGCUCUCUUUUACAGGAUCAUUGUUUUCUCUCAAGCGAGGGUAAGAGUCUAUCUUUUGCGAGCUUCGAUGAGGACCCUUGCGCAUGCCAAAGCAAAUACCAUAGUUCGAGUGCUUACUUUUGGCGAUUGCUUUCUCCUCCAUCGACUCGCACAGAACGUGAGCCCGAUCAUAUACAGGGAACUAAUCGACGAGUUGGCAAUCAGCCUAUCGACGAAGCAUUUCAAAGGAUUAGUCUAAUUCUACGAAUUUAUCUAUUUAAUCGAUUUAAUAUACAAGUAUAUAUAUAUGUGUGUGUGUAUGUAUGUAUGUAGAUAUAUAUCAUUCGAUCGAAAAAGAUCAUUUGAAUCGUUUAAAAUGAAAUCGAUUCUCGAUGAUAAGAGAAUUUCAAUUUUUAGAUAACGUUUCUAUAUAUCUCUUCGUACUAAGAAUUAUUUACGAGUAUUCCGAUAAAUUAUUUAAAAAUAUUUUAUUGAUUCUCCUAAUUUUAUCUCAUUGGAUUUUUCAAUCUAAAUGCGCGCGUUAAAAGUUACGUAGAAUUGACUUAUCGUUCGUACUUAUGUAUACAGUAUGUAUGUAUACGAUUUAUAUCUUUACACUCGAUUAUUUUUCUGAAUAGUAAAUACACGAAAAAAUUUUUUUACACGAAUGUUACAUGUUACACGUCAAAAGAGAGAAAAGAGAGAAGGAGGGCGGACGUCGCGUUUACAUUUUUAAAUAAAACCCGAUAUCCCUUAUUAAACAUUCUUGUAACUGACAUUAAACUAAUUUCAAAAUGCUUCGUACACAUAUAUUUUGCAUACCUACACAGUUCAGAAGCACAUAAAGCGCUGUAUACAUCGGAUAACUGCUGUCAAGGGACUCACAAAAUUUAAUACUUAAUAACUCAACGAUGGCUUAUAUCCAUGCAAAACAAUAAAUGUGCUGAUUAAAGCAUUUUCAAAUCAAUACUGAGAUAUCAGCUUCAAGAAUACAUAAUAUUGGAUUAUAUUGAAAAACGUGACUUUUAAACGAAAGCUCUCUAAGCUCUCAAAAUCGCACAAUUAAAUAAUUAUCUGUGUCUUCGUUGACGCGAUACAACGCUCAUCUGUAACAUUUUUUUGCAUUUUUAAUAUUUACGGCAAAUUGUUGCGGGUAUAUAUUAUAUUUAAAUCGGACAUUCUGUAUAUACAUAUAUAUAUAUAUAUAUAUAUAUAUAUAUAUAUAUAUAUACAUAUGCGAAAAAUAAAGUUUAUCAUUGAAGAUUCAUUUGCAACAUUUGUUCGAGUAUCGGCCGCUAGGUGCUACUCCAAGUUUGAAAUAAUCGAUCGAGCACAUCGAUUAAAUAUUAAUAUCGAUCUUACGCGUUUGGUUAUGGUCCCUUAUCAAAUUGUAUUUAAUAAUAAUUGUAAUUGUGCUCAUUGAUCGAAAAGAAAAAGAGAAAAAGAAGAAAAGAAUUGAAAAAAGACAUUUUUUUCAAUACUAUCCUUAUUAUUAUUAUUUGUAUUAUUAUAUCCUUUUUUUUGUAGAUUAGAAAUUACAAAUCGAAGAAAUUUGGUUAAUUAGUAGUGUUAGUUUCGAGGAAUCGAGAGACGUAUAGCGCCAUCUAGCGUCGUAUCUGUCGAAUUACAGAUAUCUAAAAGCUAAAGUAAAAUCAUACGGACUACAUGCGGAGCAGUCGCAGAACGUGGUAGGUGCGUGUCGCUUGCCUCGCGAAAGUCUUCGAGUUGAACUAACUCUAGAGCGUGUAUGACGGACUGGAGAGGGAGGGCGGGCGGCUUAUUGUCAGUGUUAAGCAUAGUCAUGAGUUCGAGGUUUUCUUCGAUCAGAAAGUUGAGGCGAAGUGGCGGGAAUCGAGCGUCUUCUUGUUAACGAUUUAAAUAAACACAUAAAAACAAGAAAAUAUAAAUAAUAACGAUAGAAAGAAACAUCAAGAAGUAAAUUAGAAGGGAAAGGAGAGAAAAAAAAAGAGGUUAGGAAAAGGAUAGAAAAGAACGAGUCGCCGAUCCAUGUGGAGGUUGUUAUUAGAUGAUAGACAACUUUAUAGGAUGAUGAAAUUAAACGGAAAUGCAAUUUAUUGAGGAAGGAUAAAAGGAGUAAAAAUUAAUCCCGGCUGUGUUUGUGUUUUCGGACACGACGACAAAACUGUGUGUGUGUCUCUCUCUUUCUCUCUCUCUCUCUCUCUCUCUCUCUCUUUCUUUUUCUCUCUCCGUCGUUAUCGUAUUCUUCAAUCGUCGAUUAUCCUCGUCAUUGUCGUACGUUAAUAAAAUAAAAUAAAGCAAUUGGAAAGGGACAAUAAAAAAAAGAAGAAGAAAAGAAAAGAAAAGAAAAAAAAGAGAGAAAAAAAAAUAAGAAGAAGAGGAAGAAAACAAAGGUAAUUCACCCUGAGUUCGAUCUGGUCGUUUGUCUGUCUCUGUCUGGUAGAGACGUCCGUAACGGAUCCGUAAGAAA
Vespula vulgaris is the source of this 3727-nucleotide messenger RNA. Its product is annotated as innexin inx2-like. Gene Ontology annotation, cellular component: gap junction; plasma membrane. Gene Ontology annotation, molecular function: gap junction channel activity. Bases 437 to 1537 code for a protein of 366 amino acids. Gene Ontology annotation, biological process: phototransduction. The record is from RefSeq and is a predicted model, not a curated record. Lineage: Eukaryota; Metazoa; Arthropoda; Insecta; Hymenoptera; Vespidae. The transcript is spliced from 6 exons.